AGACUGUCCUUCCUGAGAAAUCGGACUCAGGUGGGGGACGUCACGCGUAACAGCUGAGCCACCAGCAUGCCAAUGAACUCAACACUCUGCCCUUCAGCCAGAGAUCUUGAGCCAAAAAUAGUUCUCACCAGCCGAUCAUGCUUCCUCCCAGUCUGCUGACCUGCACGAGACGCCCGAAAUGUCCGGACAUCAUAUUCCGGGUGCGAUAACCCCGCGUACAGUGCUGGUCUGUUUUGUACGCGGGUUCUGUCAGCGUAACUAGCGAGCUGUACGAAGCAGAUAAAAGGAGUAGGUUCGCGGUACACUUCUGCAGCAGUUACCCUCAACCAGCCUCGUCAAAGUAAAACCUCUCACCAACAACUAGUCAUGAAAUUCACAUCGGCUGUCAUCUCCCUCCUUGCUAUCGCUCUUCCCGUGCUCGCUCAGACUGAGAGCCUUUCAUAUGAUAACACUUACGAUAAUGCUGAUCAGUCUCUCACCACCGUCGCCUGCUCAAAUGGGCCUAACGGGCUCAUGAACUAUGGCUACACGACUCUUGGUCAAUUGCCUAAUUUCCCCAAUAUCGGUGGUGUCUACACUGUUACGGGAUGGGAUUCAGUUUACUGCGGAACAUGUUACGAAGUGACGUACGGCAGCACGACAAUUGCAAUCCUUGCUGUUGAUACUGCGAGUGAAGGGUUUAACGUUGCGGAGGCAGCGAUGAAUGAGCUUACUGGGAAUCAGGCUGAGUUUUUGGGGAGGGUGACGGUGACUUCAGUUCAAGUAAAUGCAUCUGUGUGUGGCCUUUGAAGACACCAUUGGUUACUUGAAUUCAGGUUCAAGGACACGUUUAACUUUCAUACUUUUGGGUAAUUGUGUCACUGUGGAACUGGACAUUGAUU
Suillus subalutaceus is the source of this 881-nucleotide messenger RNA. RefSeq names its product Cerato-platanin. The coding region runs from base 367 to 789 and encodes 140 amino acids. NCBI's taxonomy places the organism in Eukaryota, Fungi, Basidiomycota, Agaricomycetes, Boletales, Suillaceae. The record is from RefSeq and is a predicted model, not a curated record. The transcript is spliced from 2 exons.